Cyphellophora europaea CBS 101466 is the source of this 411-nucleotide messenger RNA. RefSeq names its product acyl carrier protein. The transcript is spliced from 4 exons. NCBI's taxonomy places the organism in Eukaryota, Fungi, Ascomycota, Eurotiomycetes, Chaetothyriales, Cyphellophoraceae. Gene Ontology annotation, biological process: fatty acid biosynthetic process. Bases 1 to 411 code for a protein of 136 amino acids. Gene Ontology annotation, molecular function: acyl binding; acyl carrier activity. The record is from RefSeq and is a predicted model, not a curated record. Gene Ontology annotation, cellular component: mitochondrion.
AUGUACCGGACCGCAGCCGUGCGCGCUCUCCGCGCAGCCACUAGAGCUCCCGUCCUCCGCCAAACCCCCAUUAUCCGACAGACUCCUUUCCUGCAGACAUCCAAGGUCGCUCCUUCAUUCGCUGUUCAGAGCAUAAGAUGCUACUCGGCGCCGGCGGGUCUGUCAAAAGAUGAGGUACAGGGACGCAUCAUGGAUCUUCUGAAGAACUUUGACAAGGUCACGGACGAGUCUAAGAUUACCGGUACUUCGCACUUCCACAACGACCUCGGUCUAGACAGCUUAGACACCGUCGAGGUCGUCAUGGCUAUUGAGGAGGAAUUCAGCAUUGAGAUUCCCGACAAAGAAGCCGACGCGAUCCACAGUGUUGACCAAGCCAUUACUUACAUCUGCGCCCAGCCCGAUGCUCACUAA